UUCUCACUCUGGACGCGUAAAGACUUUUGGAGAUCUCCGGCGCGCGCCUCCUCCUCCUCCUGCUCCUCCUCCCUCCCUCUUCCUCUCUUUCUGUGUAAUUAUUCAGUUAUAAAGUUUGUCCGUGAACAAACCACUCUUUACUCCUGACACCUGUUGCUGGAAGUCACGCGGAGCCUGAGCUCAACGGAGGAGCGUGAAAGUUUGGAAAAGUUUUGGACAGGACCACGGAUCAUCACGGACCACCAGCUGCCUCUCUCUCUCUCUCACACACACACUCACAUACACUCAUCUGUAAACUUCUCGUAAAAAUAACGGCGCUUUUGUGACCCAACGAGGACACUACGGCAUGAGGAGUGGAGGAGAAGAAGGAAGGAAGUGUGUCCAACAGAAGAGACGCUCGGAGGAUUUUGCGUGUCUCGUAAAGUGGACCUGAAAGGUUUCGUCCCUCCAUAAAACACAAACCUUCUGCUCCGUCUGGUCGCUUCCCAGAGAAACACUCGGAGGUGUCGAGUCCCUCCUCGGAUGGUGAAAGUUUUCUUGAAGAGAAACUUUUAAUCCUGCGCAUCAGACCAGCAGAGGAGCGCUCUACCUUGCGCUGGCUGUUUGGAGGUGAUAAUCAUGGAGAACGGCCCUGUCCCGAGAAGUCGAGCCGGUGCUGUCCGACAUGUGUUGCUGGCGGCCGUCUUCCUGGCCUGCAGCUCCCAACUCCUAGUGGAUGCAAACUCAUGGUGGUCCCUCGGUCUGAACCCAAUUCAGCGGCCUGAAAUGUACAUUAUUGGAGCUCAGCCUCUCUGCAGUCAGCUCUCUGGUCUUUCACAGAGUCAGAGGAAGCUGUGCCAGCUGUACCAAGAUCACAUGACCUACAUUGGAGAUGGAGCCAAGACGGGCAUCAAGGAGUGCCAGUACCAGUUCAGGCAGAGGCGGUGGAACUGCAGCACGGUGGACAAUACGUCUGUGUUUGGACGGGUCAUGCACAUCGGCUCUAGGGAGACCGCGUUUACCUACGCCAUCAGUGCAGCCGGCGUAGUCAACGCCAUCAGCCGGGCGUGUCGUGAGGGCGAGCUCUCCACCUGCGGUUGCAGCCGGGCCGUUCGGCCCCGUGAGCUGCCACGAGAUUGGCUGUGGGGCGGCUGUGGUGAUAACGUGCAUUACGGCUACAGGUUCGCCCGAGAGUUUGUCGACGCCAGGGAAAGGGAGAAGAAUUACCCACGUGGGUCACGGGAGCACUCCCGAACCCUCAUGAACCUGCACAAUAACGAAGCAGGGAGGCAGGCAGUCUACAACCUUGCUGGUGUUUCCUGUAAGUGUCAUGGCGUCUCCGGUUCCUGCAGCCUGAAAACAUGUUGGCUCCAACUGGCGGACUUCAGGAGGGUCGGGGAGUUUCUCAAAGAGAAAUACGACAGCGCUGCAGCCAUGCGGGUUGGACGCAAGGGGAAGCUGGAGCUCAUAGACAAGCGCUUCAACAACCCGACACCUGAGGACAUGGUCUACAUCGACCCGAGCCCGGACUACUGCCUCAGAAACGAGACCACGGGCUCGCUGGGCACGCAAGGCCGACUCUGCAACAAAACAUCAGAGGGCAUGGACGGCUGCGAGCUGAUGUGCUGCGGUCGAGGGUACGACCAGUUUAAGACCUACAAGCAUGAGCGCUGCCACUGCAAGUUCCACUGGUGCUGCUACGUCAAGUGCAAACGCUGCACCACACUAGUGGACCAGUUUGUGUGCAAAUAGCACCUGAAUGCCAGUUUGGCAGGUGGCAGGGGUGAGGGAGGUGGGUGUGUGAUGGAGACGGGGGAGCGGGGGGAUUUCUUCUAGGUUUUGUUUGCUCAGUUUUCCUAGAAGUCCCCAACUAUUUCACAUGAAGGAAAAACAGCUGCAGAACAUCUGUGCAGCUAGUUAUUUUGUUUUAAAAUGUAAACAGCUGAACAAUAGAUGGAUGAAAAGACGUCCAUUUAUCUGAUCACUGUCCUGACUAAAGGAGGAAGUAAACGGCUAUGAGCAAACAAGGACACAAGGAGGAAUGGACCAGACGCGGGAGCUGGAUGAUUUAAAAGGGGACACUUUGAUUAGUGAGAGGGAAAAAAUGUAAUGAAUAUAGAAUUAAAUAAUAAAUGAAUGCACAACUGUUUUAGGAGGCAUUUUAAAUCAUCACGGUUUGAAGUUUGCAGCAAUCGGAUUCUGUUUAUUGUUUGGUGUUUUAUCAAAGAUCUGGGAUUCCGGAGCGUCUUCUCAUCUCAGCACCAGGAAUUAAGCAACUUAUAACUACCUGGGGAAAAAGACACAAUUUGUGCGCUGUUUCAUAGAAAAGGGUGAUUUUAUGUGAUGGCAAAGCAAAGUGGAAAUAACAUUCAACUCUCAGGAAGUCCUGGGAAUACACCCCUCAGCCCAAACCAACACCCUGCGUUCCUGUCCCCAUGACCCGACAGCUACGUCUGUUAGCAGGGUAAUGAGGCCUGCUGCUCACUGCCGUCUUGACUUUGCGGUCGUCCAAAUAAGCAGCUUGUGUUCGGCAGUCCGGCUCCACAACCCUCAUCAACAAACCCUCCGUUAGUGAGAAUAAUGUGCCACAUCUGCCCUGAUGAAGAUGUGUUUGGAGUGAGUGGACCUCUUCAUCUCGUGUCGCACAAAGUGUGAAGUGAGGACGGAGCCCUGCCACGUCCAUCUGGCUGAUUUAAGUUUAAGGUGCCAUGAUUUAUCACUUGUUCUGGUUUGUUUUGAAUGACAGGUGCAGGUUAUGAUGAACACAAAGAGGACAAAGUCAGAAAUGUGCAUUUAGAAGAUGAACAUGUGAGAAAACAGAACUGGACUGCUAUAUUUUAAAGAUUAGAUCAAAAAUAUAUUUUAUUACUGUUUAUAAUUGUCGUGUUUUCUGUGUUUUAUAUAAACAUAUUAUUGUUUAUUCCCCUGAUAAAGUAGUCUUUGAACAUU
Nothobranchius furzeri (turquoise killifish) is the source of this 2928-nucleotide messenger RNA. It is a transcript of the gene wnt5b, whose product is annotated as wingless-type MMTV integration site family, member 5b. Gene Ontology annotation, cellular component: extracellular region. Lineage: Eukaryota; Metazoa; Chordata; Actinopteri; Cyprinodontiformes; Nothobranchiidae. Gene Ontology annotation, molecular function: cytokine activity; frizzled binding. The record is from RefSeq and is a predicted model, not a curated record. Gene Ontology annotation, biological process: neuron differentiation; cell fate commitment; multicellular organism development.